AUGCUCUUAGAUGAGAGCACAGACAUUAGAGAAACAAAUAUAAAGGCUCAGAUAUCCUUAGAUAACACAGAAGAGCAGCGUAGACAUGUCUCUACUCCGGACCACGAGCCACCCCUAUCAGUGGGAGAAACAAAUCCUUCCCCAAAGCGGUCCCCGUGUUGCAGAACACUUCAUUCUUUGACACAGCAAGCCGAGAGGAGCAUAGAGCAGUGUCAUAGCAAACCCUUGCAGUCCAAUCCUCAGCCAGUUCUUACACCUUUCCUAGAUACAGGGACUAUCAGUAACUGCACUACGACCGCCACAAGCGAGUGCCUCCUCAGAGACCCAGAGUCUCUCCUGCUUAGCAUUAUCAACAUGGCAACCUCGUCUCCCCCUCAGACCUCAGCACAAAAGCCUCCUCCAUUGAUUCAAUCAUCUAUGGAUUCUUGUCAAGUGCUGGAGUCUCUUCCUCAUCUGUCAUCACUGCAAAUGUCUCCAAUUCCGGAACGGAAAGAGCAUAUUCUACGCCCAGCAACGGCCUUAGAUCCUCCAUGCAAUGCAGAUACGCUAUUUACAAGAGAGAAGUGUAACUUUUCUAACGCUCUAGUUAAACUUUCUCGGUGUUUAAGCGCUAAGGUGGUGCUGAAACACCCUGACAGCAUUUUCGAUUCUGAACUGGAGAGCAGCUGCAUCACCCCGCGCUUUCUUCAUGUGAUACCCUUGAGAGACUCACCCAUCGUAGCUCCGCAAGCCCAUUUGAGCGAGGACAGUCAAGCCACUAAGCAAAUCACAUCUAUGUGCUCACCGCAUCUCCACUACCUUACGCACGCAGAGUCGUCUGUUAUCUCCACCGCUGAUUCGUUAGAUGCGUCAUCCUCACACACUACAGUAACACCCACUGCACCACUCUCUGCUCGCCUCCCACCUCUCUCAACAUUAAAUGCCACCAAACAACAAGCUGGUGAACUGGAAAUACCACCAAAUCGUAGCACUGCCCUGAGUAGCGGUGAUAUAAAAGCUUGCACUGAGAGAAGACAGGCACAAUUAGCAAGACCAGUACCUUUGUUGGCGCUACCCCGAGGCUUUAGCGAUACAAAGAACAAUAUAGACACCACCACACUUUCUAAUAUGCAAAUAGUUCCCAUCAAUUACGUAGAUGGCAACGAGUCAGACUUAAAAUACGAUCCUGGGCUAUCUUCAAGACUGAAGCGAGACAGUGAUGGGUCCACCGGGACAUCCGCCAGACGUCCUCUGUCUCUAGAGACACAGUACAACAUCACUCAUCUCAAACUGCCAACUAACGCAAUUGAGCCAGGAAAGUCUUCCGUCCGAAGCACAACGGAUAACAUCCACAUGGAUUUUGCCUUACCAGAGUGUUCUUCUGCACGAUGCGAUCCGUCAACGCGCCAACUGGAAUACUCCGUGCAGAACUUUGAGCCAGAGCAGCUUUGUAUACUCAACUCGCGCAUUGAGACCCAAGAACCUGCACUAGAGUCUAGUGCACUCCAACCUCUUAUAGCCGUAGCAACGCGUAAUAGUAUUCAUGAAACUAGCACAGUUUCAUUGCUUCACCUCACAGAUAUCACUGUAGAAUCCGGAGUAAAAGCUAGGCCCGGCAAAAACGGUGUAGAGGAGAAUACUACUAGACGACGCUGCAGAUCGACUCCUUCAUCUAGAUCCUGCAUUCGCCCCAUGCCCUGCCACGACCCAAUUUUUGACGUAGCAAGCUUCAAACUCCUAUCUGAGUCCGAAGAGGAUUCUAUCAAAUUGGCUAAAUUAGAGUGCCACUCACUUAAGAAAGUGCACACGUCGCUAUUGACCCACGACUCUUCAACAGGAUGCGGGCCCAGUGGAAUGAGCAGGUCAUUGAACUCCACUAUGAGACCUGUGCAAGAACGGCCGAGGAAGUACUUGAUUACUUCUGGGCGAAUAUCCAUAACCCCUGCAAGAAAGAACUUGCGUGUCAGCCUUAUACAGUUGGAGCAGCUCUUCGAGGAAACCCUAACCGUAAGUAAGAAUGAAGAGGGUAAGCGGUGCUGCUCAUCUGGAUCUACGCGGACAAUUAACGCGACCACUAACUAUAACCAUCCAUCGCUAGUGCAUGACAUGCAUCCAACUAUAAGCAGCGCUUGCCCUGCGACACUUACACCUAUAACCGCCUCCUCUCGUGGCCAAUCUAGAUCAUCAGAGAGGGUUGGGAGCAAUUUUAUUAGACAGAGCAACCGAGCUAUGGGAUCUAGAGACUCAAUCCAUCACACCACAAAAGCUACACUCCAUCAACGGAAAGCCAUGAGUACUCCGAGACCUCGCCUUCAACCAAGACCGACAACUCCAAAAGAAUCCUUUGUAUCACCUACUGUAAAGCAUGGUGAUAGCGCAGAGCCGAAUGCUCGGGUCAUAUCGCACCAAGAACGCCUUCAAACAAGUAGCAAGCAUAAGUGGGGCAGUGAGGACUACAGAGAGGAUAUUCGCCAGGCUAUGAUGCGACUAUGCCUUUCAAGUACUAAUGUAGAUAAAUACCGGACAGUGUCUGUUCAGCAGCGCCUCAAGGGGUUGCACCCAUUAGUCCGUGGGUCAAAGGUUAUCGGUGACGACUAG
Giardia duodenalis is the source of this 2577-nucleotide messenger RNA. RefSeq lists its product as uncharacterized. The transcript has a single exon. Lineage: Eukaryota; Fornicata; Diplomonadida; Hexamitidae. The record is from RefSeq and is a predicted model, not a curated record. Bases 1 to 2577 code for a protein of 858 amino acids.